Molecule: messenger RNA, 4473 nt
Organism: Phyllostomus discolor (pale spear-nosed bat)
Lineage: Eukaryota; Metazoa; Chordata; Mammalia; Chiroptera; Phyllostomidae
Gene: HTR2A
Product: 5-hydroxytryptamine receptor 2A
Exons: 3
Coding region: 1262-2677 (471 amino acids)
Biological process (GO): chemical synaptic transmission; G protein-coupled receptor signaling pathway, coupled to cyclic nucleotide second messenger
Cellular component (GO): plasma membrane; dendrite
Molecular function (GO): G protein-coupled serotonin receptor activity; neurotransmitter receptor activity
Source: RefSeq, a predicted model, not a curated record
GUUUAUGACACAGUCAGCGGGAGGUCUGACGCCGCGGACGAGACAGCCUGAGAGAGAGCCGCCUGGUUCAUCCCCGUGGAAACCACGCGUGCCUGGGAGCCGGCAGCCCUUCCACUCGGCUGUGCGGUUUCCUUUGUGGCUCCGAGAGCCGCUUCUGAAUGAAUGAUGCGUCAACGCGUGCCUCCCUGAGGCCAGCCGCCGGGGAGGGGUAACCCUGCGGAGCACGCAGGGCGGCGGGGGGAGGGAGGGCAGAGGAAGCCGAUGGGGACCUGGGCACCUCGCCGUGCUGCAGCUGGCUCGACCCUUACAUGCAGUUUUUGAAAUCGGCAAAACAGAAAUCAAAUUGCUAUCGCGUUAUGAGGGUGGAGGCUCAAGGAGAAGGGACCGGAUGCCACCAGCUUAACUGCCAGGAGAGAUGGGGCAACUCACGGAGCCGCGGCGGCGUGUGCCGGAGGUGCGGAGCCUGAACACCACCGUAAGUUCCCGGAGUCUCACGCUCUGUGUUACUGCUGUGUAAUUUUCUUGCUGGCUUGCAGUCGUGCUGGGUUGAAAUGUAAUCAUUUCACAAGGAGAAUUUCUAGUGUGGAAAGUUGUUAAUCUUGGCUUAAGACUCUUUUUUUUUUUUUUUUUUUUUUUUUGCCUUUCAUUAACUAAGCAACAUAAUACGAGCUGAAAUUCCUGACAGCAGCUGUGGCGAUUUAGCCUCAGACAGAACUAUAACCCAAAGUACAUUCAAUUACUAUGGGAUUAACGCUGGAUGUAUUUUUAAUUGACUUUCUUAAUGUAGAAGGCAUGCUGCCCCGCUGGUUUGGAUUGCAUGCUAUUUUAAUCCUGCUGUGGCUAACCUAGUGGGAGCCGCGUAACCAACAGAAUGACAUAGAGAUGAAGGAGAUUCCUGGUAGUUACAAACUUUUCUUUUUUGGCCAGGAACACAUUUUUCUCCCCCCGAACGCUCAAAACUCGGCAACCUCUAUGCUAAAAGUUCAUUCUGCUUUUUUUUUUUCUUUUUGACCUUGCUUUGGAGAAAGCAAUGAAACGAAACAGAGGACUCUACUGAAAUUGUGAAGGAAGGACACCCAAAUUGUCACUGCGGUCCUUUAACUCUAUGGCAACCAUGGGAGGAAAAGAGCCAGCCCACGGAGCCCCGCAGGUCCCCCGGCCUCAGGGUGACCGAGCGUGGGGACGUGGAAAUGGAUGGUGAGCGUAGCCUAUGCCUCCUUAGUUUUUCUACACUUCGCCUGCCUCAAGUUCCAGCUGAGCCAUGGAUUUUCUCUGUGAAGAAAACACUUCUCUGAGCUCGAGCACGAACCCCUUCCUGCAACCGAAUGACGGCACGGGGCUCCACCGUGACAGCUGUCACUCCGGGGACGCGAACGCCUCGGAUGCCUUUAACUGGACGGUGGACUCGGGAAACCGCACCAACCUCUCCUGCCAGGGCUGCCUCUCGCCGCCCUGCCUGCUCCUCCAGCUGCAGGAGAAAAACUGGUCCGCCCUGCUGACGGCCGUGGUGAUCGUCCUCACCAUCGCGGGCAACAUACUCGUCAUCAUGGCUGUGUCCCUAGAGAAAAAGCUGCAGAACGCCACCAACUACUUCCUGAUGUCCCUUGCCAUAGCUGACAUGCUGCUGGGUUUCCUUGUCAUGCCUGUGUCCAUGCUAACCAUCCUGUAUGGUUACCGGUGGCCGCUGCCCAGCAAGCUCUGCGCGGUGUGGAUUUACCUGGACGUGCUCUUCUCCACGGCCUCCAUCAUGCACCUCUGCGCCAUCUCGCUGGACCGCUACGUGGCCAUCCAGAACCCCAUCCACCACAGCCGCUUCAAUUCCAGGACGAAGGCAUUCCUGAAGAUCAUCGCUGUUUGGACCAUAUCCGUAGGUAUCUCCAUGCCGAUACCCGUCUUCGGGCUUCAGGACGAUUCCAAGGUCUUUAAAGAAGGGAGCUGCCUCCUCGCCGACGAUAACUUUGUCCUGAUCGGCUCCUUCGUCUCGUUUUUCAUCCCCUUAACCAUCAUGGUAAUCACCUACUUUCUAACGAUCAGGUCGCUGCAGAAGGAAGCCACUCUGUGCCUGAGUGACCCGGGCGCACGCGCCAAGCUGCCUUCGUUCAGCUUCCUGCCGCAGAGCUCGCUGUCGUCCGAGAAGCUCUUCCAGCGGUCCACGCAGCGGGAGCCCGGGGGCGCCCACGGCCGGAGGACGAUGCAGUCCAUCAGCAACGAGCAGAAGGCCUGCAAGGUGCUGGGCAUCGUCUUCUUCCUCUUCGUGGUCAUGUGGUGCCCCUUCUUCAUCACCAACAUCAUGGCCGUCAUGUGCAAGGAGUCGUGCAACGAGCGCGUCCUCGCCGCCCUGCUCAACGUGUUCGUGUGGAUCGGGUACCUGUCCUCGGCGGUGAACCCGCUGGUGUACACGCUGUUCAACAAGACCUACCGCUCGGCCUUCUCGCGCUACAUUCAGUGCCAGUACAAGGAGAACAAAAAACCCUUGCAGCUGAUUUUGGUGAACACCAUCCCGGCCUUGGCCUACAAAUCGAGCCAGCUCCAGAGGGGGCGGAGAAACAGCUCCAAGAAAGACCCCAAGACCACCGAGAAUGACUGCACCACCAUGGUCCCUCUGGGACAGCAGAACGCGGAGGCUGCCCCCACGGACGGUGCCGGCACAGUGAACGAGAAGGUGAGCUGUGUGUGACGGGCCCGUUGCCGUGGCAACCGUGGAGGGCCCUCCGAACGGAUUUCCACCUACCAGGGGAAGAAGAGAAGGAACGAUUACAGGGAGACUGGAAGAAAAAACUGAGGCAGGUUUCUCGUGACACCGGCAGUCAUAUCCGGAUGCCUGGUUGUCUUCCGUGCGUGGAAAGCAGGGCCCGGUGCCGGAAACCGUGCACUUCAAACAUGUUCCGACAGCGUGUCGACUGUGAGCUUUAUGACACUUCUUUUUAACAUUGUAAAUGAUAGGCCUUUAAAAUAAUUAGCUUUUGUUGUACGAUCAUAACGAGGCCACACAUAAGUCUAAAACAAGUUCUAUUUUCCAGCCGAAGCCUGGCUAUGAUUAUGUUGUUAACGGGUGGCGAUGAGUGGGUCACCCACCGCUGUACAUAAAAAUAGCUAGCAAUAGUGAAAAGUCGGCGAAUGCAAUGGCCUCUUAAAGAACAAUUCUCUUUACACAUUUACCAUGGUAUGCAUUUAGAACAACAACAAAAAUAACUGUCUAAGAGCAGUGUUAUAAAGUCGGUCUUGCUGAGAUAACUAAGUUAAUACUUGACAGCUUUCCCAUUCCGGCCUUUUCCCGGAGGCCCCUUCGAGACAUUCGCAAAGGCGCUGGCCUCCGCUGCCUUUCAGGUCCACGCUCCUCAGAAGUGGGAAAGGUUUUAACGGUCGUUUCAGAACUAUCGCUGCUUUCUCUCCUGCUACCUGUGCUUUUACUCUCAAGUUCAAAGGCGGUCUUGUUUACUGUUUGUCCUAGUAGCUACCCUAUCAAAGGGAUAAUCUCGCAUCCCCAAAUACAUUUCUAGAAACGGCUUCUCCUACACAGCACCACAGAGGCGCCAGGUACCUUGCCCUUUACGAGGGCAUCGUGCGGGCGCUCCUUGCGCAUCGAGGUCCCUGUGCCGGCACCGAGGAGUAAACUCGGGGUUUGGGCUACUGACAAGCAAUAGAGUCUUAGAGCAUCUCUGAGCUGCAGACGGCUUUCCUGUGGGCACCCGCCAAUCAGGUAAACCGAUGCUUUCGGAACAGCCAAUCCGGGUUACUUCCUGUUGCCUUUGGGUUCACAGUGCUCCACGGAGUGUACACUGUCUAUGAGGACAAGUCCUAGGUGCUCAGGAUAUACAAAUACUUAAAGUUAGAUAUUUGCCCUUAAAGAAAAGGACUUAAUUGGAAUGGUCCUUGGCAACAAUAAAAACAGACAUAGUGUGAGAAUCAAUUCAAGUUAUUUCUCUCUGACCUGGUUCAGAGAGCGGUGUGUUUCUAGAGAUGAGGGUGGUUUUCUCAAUGCGUUUCCUGGUUAAUUGCCCAUGAAUACCAACCAAACACAGGAGAGGAAAAAUAUCACUUGAAGUCAAAGUUUGCCAUUAGUUUAGAAAUACACACUUCACCCUGGACCCAACCUGUGACCGCCAAAGUUUUAAGGAAACUUUUUGCUCCACUUCCCCCAAAACUAACUCAUUUAGGACCCACUAACACUGGACUCCCUAAUUAAAAAAACAAAAACAAAAACAGUGAUAUCAUGUUUUCUGUUGAAUGAGAAAUAGUUUUUUACUCUACACCACUUGAAAAAAAUCAAACAACUAAAAACUGAGAAACACGGGAGGUGCCCCUGGGUAACGUGGAAAAGCGUGAGGGUUACACUAAUUGUGCCCUUACAGACUCACUGGCAGGCGUUUAUUGCAAUGCUGGAAUUUAGGGCGAGCCCCUCGUGUUGAGGCUGCAUCCGGUCUGAAUUACUUUAAUGAUUGCACCCGACUAAAUGAUAAAGACACAAGUGUU